AUGAAGGUCUUCAAGGAUGUUUUCACUGGCGACGAGCUCUGCUCGGACUCGUACAAUCAGGAGGCUCCCAUGGAGGACGCCUCUCUGAUGGAUGUUGCCUUCGAGGUCAAGACCAAGCGCGUCGUGAAGGGUGCGGAGGACUACGGUAUCGCUGACAACAGCGAGGAAGACGGUGGCGGCGUGGACAGCGCGACUGAGACCGUCAUCGACGUCGUCGACGCCUUCCGUCUUCAGGAGACUCCAUUCUCGAAGAAGGAGUUCGGUACCUACAUCAAGGGCUACAUGCAGCGCGUGAAGGCGCACCUCGAGGCGAAGCAGCCGGAUCGCGUCGACAAGUUCAUGAGCGGCGGCCAGGCCCUCGUGAAGAAGAUCCUCGGUCAGUUCGACGACUUCCAGUUCUUCCUCGGCGAGAGCGCGGACUGCGAGGCAGGCGUCGUCUUCGCCUACUACAAGGACGGCGAGGAGGCUCCCCGCCUCAUCUACAUCCGCGACGGUCUCAAGGAGGAGAAGUACUAA
Besnoitia besnoiti is the source of this 516-nucleotide messenger RNA. Its product is annotated as putative histamine-releasing factor. Gene Ontology annotation, molecular function: calcium ion binding. Lineage: Eukaryota; Apicomplexa; Conoidasida; Eucoccidiorida; Sarcocystidae. Gene Ontology annotation, cellular component: cytoplasm. The coding region runs from base 1 to 516 and encodes 171 amino acids. The transcript has 3 exons. The record is from RefSeq and is a predicted model, not a curated record.